GCGAGUGGAGGCAGCUAGGAGCCUCAUGCGUGCGAAGCAGCAACUGGCACAAGCUGCAGCAGCAGCAACAGCAGCUGCAGUAUCAACAUCAGCAACGGCAGCAGCAGCAUCCGCAUCAUCAGCAGCAGUAUCAGCACCAGCUGCAGCGGUUGCAGCGGCACAAGCAGCAACUGGAGAACAAAAUUAACUCCCUCGUUCUCACCAAGGUGCCAAGGGUGCUGCUAGUCGGUCCAACAGACUCGGGCAAAUCCACGCUAGGCAGAAUGCUUCUAUGCUGGGCGGCCAGGCAGCAGUGGCAUCCCACGUACGUGGACCUAGACGUGGCUCACAGCAGUGUGACCGUGCCGGGGGCAGUAGCCGCCACGCCUGUGGAGGCACCCCUAGAAGCCAACGCCAGGACUGUGGAGGAGGCGCCUCUGGUGCUGUUCUAUGGGCAUACCAACCCCAGUGCCAACCUUGACCUAUAUCGAGCACUGGUGACGGCACUGGCAGACGCAACAGACAGGCGACUGGGCAUCACACCCUUGGGAGACGGAGGAGGAGGGGAGGAGGGGGGAGGGGAUGGUGGAACAGCAGGAGCAGGAGCAGGGAGGGAGGCAGCAGGAGAGGCGGCAGCGAUAGGGGCGGCAGCAAUAGGGGCGGUUCCAGUGGAGGCAGCAGCAGCAGGGAUCAUAGCGAACAGCAUGGGAUGGGUGGACGGGGCUGGUUACCAGCUGCUGCUACACUCCAUUGAUGCCUUGCGGGCCAACGUGGUGCUUGUACUGGGGCAGCAUGCUCUCUCAGAGCACUACCGAAGCAAGGCAGCAGCAGCUGGUGCUGCCCACGGCACUGCUGGCGGUGCUGCCAGCAGCAGCCAUACAGCGGCGGUGGAGGUGGUGAAGCUCCUUCUCUCCUCAAGUGCCGUCCUCCCCUCCCUCUCCUGCCCACCCUCUCACCACAGGAGCGACUUUACAGCAUGCUCUCGGAGCACUACCGAAGCAAAGCAGCAGCAGCUGCUGCAGAUGGAGCGGCUGUACAGCAUGCUCUCAGAGCACUACCGAAGCAAAGCCGCAAAGGCUGCAGCGGAUGGUACCCCUGCCAGCCAUGCAGCGGCGGUGGAGGUGGAGCGACUCUACAGCAUGCUUUCGGAGCACUACCGAAGCAAAGCGGCGGCAGCUGCUGCGGAUGGUAUCCCUGCCGGCCAUGCAGCGGCGGUGGAGGUGGUGAAGCUUGUGCGGUCCGGAGGUGCCGUGUCCCGUGCUUCCAAGUUCAGGCAGCGGUUGAGACAAGCAGUCAUAAAGGUACAAAAGAACGGGAACUGA
Messenger RNA from Closterium sp. Naga37s-1, 1301 nucleotides. Lineage: Eukaryota; Viridiplantae; Streptophyta; Zygnematophyceae; Desmidiales; Closteriaceae. The record is from the annotation of a GenBank genome assembly.